Molecule: messenger RNA, 939 nt
Organism: Paramecium tetraurelia
Lineage: Eukaryota; Ciliophora; Oligohymenophorea; Peniculida; Parameciidae
Exons: 2
Source: RefSeq, a predicted model, not a curated record
AUGAAUAAUAUUCGCGAAUCAAAUGAACUAUAAUUUAUUAAGAGAAAAUCACCCUAUCUAUUACAGGAAGCACCGCAAAAACUCGUCAAAAUAUCAACCAUGUCUUAAAUUUAAUUUAAAGAAUUUCUUGAAUCUUUAUCACUCAACUUUACCCAAUUAACUCAGAAUCUACAACAAAUGCUCACUCUAUAUAAUGUUCAAAUAUUUCUUGAAAAUGAAAACGAUUAACUCCUUACAAACUCUGAUGAUGACUCAUUUACUAAAUCUUAAUAAAGACUGGUUGAUUAAAACUAUCUGUAAACUUGGAGUCAAUCAUCAAUUUCUGGCCUGAAAUUUCACAAGUCUUAAACAAACCUCUCAAAGAGGUCAAAGCCUAUUGGAUUAGUCUGCAAGAUAACUGGACCAACGAAUAAGACAACAGGGUUGAUUUAAUUUCGAAAUUAAUAGCUAAAUUGGCUAGAAAUAGCUUUGAGGCUUGACAAGAACAAAACAAAAUUUUUAUCAAAAGCCCCAUUCACUAUUUAGGAUGACAUCUUACUACUCUAAAAAGCUAUUUAAUUAAACUUCGAUUGGAAGAAAAUAUAAAAGAUUAUAUAACCAAAAAGAAGUCAAGCAGAUCUUAUUUCAAGAUUUAUCAAAUUAUAAUCUGAAUAUAACAAUAUCGACAAUCUUAUCUAAAGAGUUCAAUUUGCAAUUGCUCAAUUACCUAAAUAUGAUAAAAAUUCUAUGCGGAUUCUGCCCCAAUAAUCCAGUAUCAUUGAAAAGUCGAUGGUAGAAUAUGAAACACUUUCCAUCCUAGAUCUUAAUUUAUUUGAUGCUAUGUCGCUACAAUUCUGUCUUGUUAAGCACAAUUAGAUAUAUUUUGUUACUCUUGAAUACAUGCAAUAGUUGGUUAAUUUGAAGUUAAAUUAAAGAAAACUAUUGCAAUUUAUAAAAUGA